Messenger RNA from Tribolium madens (black flour beetle), 1565 nucleotides. RefSeq names its product protein disulfide-isomerase A3-like. The record is from RefSeq and is a predicted model, not a curated record. The transcript is spliced from 2 exons. The coding region runs from base 1 to 1545 and encodes 514 amino acids. Gene Ontology annotation, cellular component: endoplasmic reticulum. Gene Ontology annotation, molecular function: protein disulfide isomerase activity. Lineage: Eukaryota; Metazoa; Arthropoda; Insecta; Coleoptera; Tenebrionidae. Gene Ontology annotation, biological process: response to endoplasmic reticulum stress; protein folding.
AUGUUGUGUAUAAAUCUGUCCAAAAUAACCUCAAAAUCAAUUCAAAACGUCAAAAUUCCCGUCAUGUGGCACCUCCUCCUUCUCCUCCUCCUCCUCCGCAUCCGCCCCGUCCUCCCCGCCGACGCCCACGUCCUCAGCCUCACCGACACCAACUUCAACCGCCAACUCCUCCUCAACCCCACCCUCCUCGUCCAGUUUUUCAUCCCCUGGAGUGGCAUGUGCCAAAAAACGCGCCCCCAUUUCGCACACGCCGCCAAAAUCCUCGCCGUCAACCAAGUCCCCGUCACAUUGGCCAAAAUCGACUGCUCCGGAAAGGGGCGUUUGACAUGCACCCGGAAGAACAUAACCUACCCCUACCCCGCCUUCCACUUCUACCGGAAAGGCGUCUUCGUGAAGGAGUACACCGGAUCGCGGGACGCCCGGAGCAUCGUCAAGUUUAUGCGCGUUCAAGUGGUGCCAGAUCCGGUCGAAUUGCGGGACGUCGAGCAAUUCCGGGAGUUCCUCGACCGGCAAGAUGACGUCAUCGUGGUGGGUUUCUUCGAGGAGGAGAGCAAACUCCGGAGGCUUUUCUUCCGGGUAGCGGAGGAAAUGAAAGAACGGAUGAUUUUCGCAUUUACAAGUUGCGAAAAACUCAUUUUGAAAGAAGGUGUGAGUAAUGGGAUUGUGAUUUUCCGGCCGAAAAGUCUCCAUAAUCAGUACGACCCGGAGCGGGUGCUCUUCACCGGAAGAAGUAUCAUUGGUGAAAUCAAGAAUUUCAUCACCCGGAAUUACCAUGGUUUGAUUGGACAUAGAACCCCCAAUAAUCGGUAUGAUUUUCCCAACCCUUUGGUCAUCGUCUACCAUACCAUUGACUACCAUUCCGGUGGUACCGAAUUAAACUAUUGGCGGUACCGUUUGAUCAAAAUCGCCCAUAAGUACCAAAAUUUCGUCAAGAUUGUCACAAGUGCCAAAGACGAUUUUGAGGAGGAAAUUGCCGAUUUGAGGAGUGACACUCUCACCCCCACCACCCCCUUGGUGGUAGCCUUCGAUCUCGAGAACCAAAAAUACGUCAUGAGUGACAAUUUCACCACCGGAAAUUUUGACAAUUUCGUCGAGAAUUUCGUCAACCGAAAUUUGACACCCUACUACCAAUCCAAGCCCAUCCCGAAGGAGAACGAUGGGCCUGUGGUCAUUGCCGUCACCCAGAAUUUCAACCAAAUGGUAUUAAACAACGGAAAAGACACCCUUUUGGACUUGUAUGCCCCCUGGAGUCUCAAAUGUCAGAAAUUUGUUCCGGUUUUGCGUGAAGUUGCUGAACUUUUAGAAGACGAAGACGUGGUUUUUGCCCGAAUGGACGCAACCGAGAAUGAAAUACCGGAAGUGUUUAGUGAGAAAGGUACACCGAAUAUUUUCUGGUUGGCUAAAAACCGGAAACGGGGUUUGGUGGUGUACGAAGGGGAGAGGAGUGCAGAGGAGGUUGUUAAGUUUGUGGCGAAGAAAGCGAGUAAGGAAUUGAAAAAUUAUGACAGGAAGGGGAAUCCCAAGGAUGAUAGAGAUGAAUUGUGAACUUUGUGGAAUAAAGGGUG